AUCUCUGCCGCCUGAUGCGGAAUGGAGCCACCCAUCUGUUGACCGCCUGGCGCAAUCUGAAUAACGCUUCAAAAAAAAUCUCCCAACAACUCGGAGCGCGCACCGCUGCGUCUUUGUGCUCAGAUCGGAUCGGUUGUUAACAAGCUAUGGGCUGAUCAGAUUAAGACCGCGAACAAAGAAACAUAGCACCGAAGGCUCCUAAAGAAGAGUCAAUUCCACCUUAAAUGCAAUUUGCGUUUGUGGCGAAGACCCAGGCGCCAUCUUCGGUCCACCUUAAGCGCACAAUGUGGCCAACGAACGCAAGCGUACCAGCCAGGCUUCCGUCCUCAUUCUCCAGCCGGGGAUCGCACUUUGGCUUCCCAGCUUUGACACAGCGUCACUUGUGAAACAAACAAGGGGGGGCAGAAAAAAGACGCACUCGGGCCAAAACCUCCAUCAGCAGGAGAAAGAUGUCCGAACCCAAUAAGUACCGAGAGUGGAUCCUGGAAACAAUCGACUCUCUCCGCUCGAGGAAAGCCCGUCCGGAUUUGGAGAGAAUCUGUCGAAUGGUCCGGAGACGACAUGGGUCAGACCCGGACCGAACCAGGACAGAACUGGAAAAACUGAUUCAAGAGCAGACCGUGCUUAAAGUUAGCUACAAGGGGUCCAUAUCGUACCGGAACGCGGCGAAGGUGCAGAGAAAAAGCCGAAAGAAGAGUGAGUUUACGGCCGCUGGCAGCAGCAGCAGCGGCGGCGGCGGCGCGGAGGCAGCGAGGGAGCGAACCAAACACGAUCCUGGGAACAACAACGGCGACAGUGCGCACAGCUUCACCGACCAGGAGGAGGGAGAGGAGGACUCGGAGCCCAGCCCAGAUCCCCGCACUCAAACAUCAGCCAGCCCCACCGGCAAGAAGCUCAAGCCUGCCUCCAGCCCGAGUAGCGGAAACGGUUGUGGCGCAACAACGGGCUCCGCUGUCGGGAGCGGCUGUAAAGAGGAGAAAGCAAGUGCACCGAGAGACGAGGGAUUAGCGGGGGGAAGCCCGGUGCCCUGUUUGGGCCACAGAACAGGCGCACACGACGGUGGGGAUGCCGGCAGGACAGCGGGGAGCGGAGCUGAUGCAGUUGGCGCGGAGAAGGAGCCCGGUGUGUCCGGAGCUGACAGCCGGAGCAAAACUUGCUCCGGGAGCGUCAACAGCCUCCAGCAGCACCAGAGACAGAAGCAGACUGUGCCGCUGAAACCCAAACUUAAGCUUGCGGGAGGCAGCGCCAAAACCGCGGGGAACCACGCCAGCUCCGACCUGGGCGACAGAUUGGUGGCUUCUGUUCGCAGCCUGUCCGAGAGGAGCCUCCGAGGGAGCUCCGCCGCUGCGACCAGAGGCCACAUGAAGCCGCUCGGGCUGAAGGAGAUUCUGGGUUAUCUGAGCAGCCAGGAGCGGCUGUCAGAGGAGAAGCUGACCCGAGGCAAAGUCAAAGUGGUCAUGGAGAGAGAGGUGGCGAGGGGCCGGCUGCGCAGGACCCGCUGCGGGAACAUCACUCUUCCUCUGCGGGGGAUGGCGGUGGAGGAGCCGAAGAAUGCGUCCGCUGACAGACUUGCGAGAAGCGCACUGCAGGACAAACACACGGUGAUAAAGCCUCCGUCGCCGCCGUCUCUCGAGAAUGAGCCGAUGGAAGCAGCCGGUGAAGAAGAGGAGCGGAGAGAGAACGAGGAAGAGAUGGAAAUGGAGGACGAGGAGGAUGAUCCCCGGAGUUCUGAUGAGGAGGGAGGACUAUCCCCGGUAGCUAUGACAACCGAACCAGGGCUCAUUGAGAAAACCACAGAAGAUGCUGAGAUCCAGGCAGCAUCAAAGCAGGAGAGGAGCCUCCAUCAGCUGCAGCAGAGUGGCAAAGCAGUGUCCGGACUUGAUUUCCUCCCCAAAACGCCUCCACCUGUUCAGGGAGCCUCGCAGUGUAACGGUGCACGCAUGGAGCAGAGAACUGCUGCCCCCGAUCAGCUCCAUGUGCAGGCAGAUAAUCAGACGCAGCCUGACAGAACAAACCACACCUCCUCCGGCUUUAACAACCUCGAGUGUAAGACAGAGGUCGGAGUGUCGUCAUGCCUGCUGACACCCACUGCCUCCCCGAGAGACUCCGGCCUGUCUGAAGAGCGAGGGAUUAGUGUUAGCAGUGGAGGGCUUAUUAAAUCUGAGGGUACCAUUGGGAGCCCGGUGGACUGGACAGUGUCUGAUGUAGUCAGUUAUUUCACCGCAGCAGGUUUCCCAGAGCAGGCUGCUGCCUUCAGGACCCAGGAAAUCGACGGAAAGUCUCUCCUCCUGAUGCAGCGUAAUGAUGUGUUGACCGGCCUGUCGAUCCGGCUCGGGCCCGCCCUCAAGAUCUACGAGCGCCACGUAAAGGUUCUGCAGAAAACACACUUUGAGGAUGACGACUGCUAACAGCACACAAAACACACGCAGACUGUUAUGUUUGAAUCUGCAUAUAGCUCAAGUUAUAUAAAAAUGCAUGCAUGAUAUACAGUACAGUACACUUAACGUUCCAUCCUGUGUUAGACAGUACACACACUCACACACACACAUUCACUGUUUGUCUUCCUCCUGGUCCUCUACAACUGGUUUGGUCCCUUUAAGCGACACAGAAGCAAGACUGUAUUUUCUGGACUUUCGACCAAACAGAGCACAAAUGUUGGAGGAAGAAAGCAGGCUGACUGACUCAUUAAAGAGACAUUUCAAGAUGCAGAUAUUCAGAACAAUCAUGCAAAUUCCUUUUUAAAAUUUUUUUUUUAUUACAACAAUUAAGCACUUUUAUCCAUUAAACUGUGCAAGAUAGUUUGUGUCUAAACUGCGACUUCAUGCUGAUGUUUAUGCACAUUUUUAAAGCGGCAGUGGCUGUUCUGUGUCGAGGGAGGGUGAAUUUUUUUUUUUUUUAUGGGGCUGUGAUCUGAGGGGUUCUUGUUUGUGAGUAAGCGUUUUUCCACUGAGAUCAUGUUUGAUAGAACAGCGGCAGUUUAGAAGUUGAGCAGAUGAAAUACAUUCCCAGAAGCAGGAGCGCAUUGUUGAGAUGCUAAACCAAAUUAUUUGUCCUAUUUAUCCAAAAUAAAAAAUCUGGUGCAGGGUUUGUGACCUUUUGCAAAUGAUUGUUGGUCAAAGCAAUAAACUGAUGAUUUCUCCCAGGAUGUUUGAGAGGUCGUUGGGCCUUCUGAGCUUGUAAAUUGUCAGGUGAUCGAUUCUUUGUAGCCUAAUGUGAAAAUGUGACAUCAGCUUUGUUUUUGAACCAAUCUGUUUAUAAUCUGCUGUGGCCUAUGCAUCACCACUUUAGAGACUGGUUUCACAAAGAUACAAUUUGGCCUGUAGCUUAGACCAAAAAAAUUAUCAAACAUGUUUGGACCUGAAACUGAAUCUGAACAGUAAUGAUGAUACAGAAAACCACAACCAACUCUGCAAGUUGACAGGAUUGCUUCCUUUGGUUUUUGCAUAUGAAACCCAGGAAGUCAAACUGAAAAUGCUCAACUGUGACGUUGAUGCCUUCCUUUACUCAUGAUAUGUCCUCUAGCAUAUAAAGACACCACAGAGAAGACACAUUGAGCACCAAAAUAUGCCUUUAAUGUGCAGGGCUCAGUAGUUGUCAUUAGAUUAAGCUAACCUGACAUUAUUUACUCAUGGAGUCAAAUUUAGAUAGAUACAAAAUUCUGUAAUUCAAGAUGCCUUGUGAUAUUUUUGUGAAUAUGGUUUAAAAUUUAUAAGACUCACCCAAAACUUAACAAGAGCAUUUGUUAAGUUUUUGGUCCGACAUGUUGACCCUAGUACAGAUUUUACUGAAUGGACCAUAUACUACAAAGCAAAUGUUAGCUUUUUCAUUGCUAGAUAUUCAAUUACUGCUGAAUAUCUAGCAACAGCUAGUUUCUAUGUGAGAGCUAAUUUGAGAUUCAACCCAUUUUAAUUUAGCCAUGCAAAACCACAGAGAAAUGGAGAGACUCGCCACUUGUCCUUACCAAAAAAAUGUUGUUUCCUUGUCUGGAAAAAGUCCAAAAAUUCAGGAAAAAUUUCCCCCAAAUUUAUAAAAAUUUGCAAAAUCUUCAGGAAGAAAAUUCCUGAAGAGUUUCCCUCAAAAGUUUUAUUUUUAAAAAUAAAAAAAUCCCCAAAUUCGACAGCAAAAUUCACUGGAUUUUUUUUUCUUUUUCUGAAUGUUCUUAAACUUUGUUUAUUUGUUAUUUUCCACCAAAAAAAUGUUUAAAAAAUUCCUAAAAAAAAUUUGAAAAUGUGGAUGUUUUCACUGUAAAAAUAUUUUUUUCCCCACAUUUUUAAAACUUUAAAACAGGUCAAUUUGACCCGCAGGAUGACAGGAGGGUUAAACAAUCCUGGAUAGAAAUCUAUGGGAGAAUUAUGUAACGACAAAGAUGGCGGUUGUAUGACACUUGUUUUGAAUCUCCUCUCAAAAAGCUAAUCGUCUGCUUUGUAGCGGCCAAACUGGGAAAGAUCCAGCCAGCCAUGGUGUCAUGUAGCACAAUCACCUGACUUAUUUAUAAGGUCUUUAGCAUAAUUAGUCAAAAUCUGAACCCUUUGUAUUUCCUUGGACAAAUGAAAAUGACUGACUGAUGUCAUCACUAUUAUACAUUUGCUAAAAACUCUUUACUGUCACAGCAAAGCCACAGAUUAUGAGCCAUGUUUUCCUCUUUUUUUGGUCAUUUGGUAACACUGAUCAGCAGGCAUCGCUGACUGUUACCAUGAAAGCAUAGCUCCUAAUUCAUUCUGAAGUUUAGUUGGCUUUUCUAGCUUUUUAAACUUGCAUUAAAGCAAUCUAAGAGUUCAAUUAAAACUGUCCUGAUACUAGAGACGAGCCCACAAUAUCUCUGUGAAACCAGCUCCACAUGAAGCUGCAGAAAUGUUGAUCAAAAACACCAGCUAACUAAACUGAAAUCAACCGAACAAUCAACUCUUGACUAUAUAUGAGAGAGUGAAUAUGUAAAUAAAUUGAAACAGACUCGUGUGAUACAUUAGACAUUUGUAAACUGUUGGAGUAAUAUUAACUGAAAGAUGUUAUCGCAGGGUAAAGAUGAGUCAAUCAAUCAACUAAUCUUAACCCACCAGCAUUUUUUAACAGUUUUUAAUGGUCAAUAGUUAGCAACCAAAUGCUGUCAAAUUGUCAUUCCUGCCCACACUUAAUAGAAAACGUUGCAGGUUAUGCAUCACAAAAAUAUAUAUUUUUUCCAUUUAUUUUUCUGCCUUUGUUCUUUAUUUCAGCAUAUUGUUUUGAUUUUGUGAAAUGUUCAUAUUGUCCAUUCUCCAUGCACUGAUGUUCUAAUCAGAUCUGAUGUUUCUUUGUGAAUUUAAACCUUCUCUACCUCUCACCUUCAUUCUUCUUCCAAGAAACAAUUUUUCUAGGUUUUUCCAGUUAGUCGUCUGUUAACUUCAUUUCAUUCCUGUUUGUUACAUCUGUUGGAGAGAACAGCUUGAGUCCUGAUUCUCACAAAUCAGAAUGUACAGUGUGUCUCUGCCCUUUCGUUGCUUGUCUCCUGGUAUUUGUUAAAGGACAGUUUUUAGUAAUAAAAAAUUUGAAUUCAAACAUC
This is a messenger RNA of Acanthochromis polyacanthus (spiny chromis), 5536 nucleotides long. RefSeq names its product sterile alpha motif domain containing 1b (gene samd1b). The coding region runs from base 450 to 2408 and encodes 652 amino acids. The record is from RefSeq and is a predicted model, not a curated record. The transcript has 7 exons. NCBI's taxonomy places the organism in Eukaryota, Metazoa, Chordata, Actinopteri, Pomacentridae. Gene Ontology annotation, molecular function: DNA binding; protein binding.